AUGAGGCUCAUGCUGGCCGAACUAGCCGACAACUUCCAGGCUACUAUGAAAAAACAACUACAAAGCCUGGCAACAGAGUUAAGGAAAGAUGUUGCAGACAUAGGCCAGUGCACAGCCCAAAUAGAGCAGAAACUGGAUGACUGCACAGAUGCUCACAACUACCUGGCUGAAAAAGUGCAAGAAUACGAAACAAACCUAAAUAGCACUGAAACAGUGCUGCCGGCAGGCCUUGGUGACUACCUCCAAGAUAUGUUCCAAGCGCUCGCCCCAACAAUACACCCAGACCAGAUGGUAGUGGAUAGGAUGCACCGCCUCAGACGGCCGCAACACCUGCUGCCUUCCACAGAAAGGGAUGUCAUCGCACGCAUACACUUUUUCCACGUGAAAGAACAAAUCGUAGGAGUGAGCAGAACGGCAGGCAUGCCGGACCCGUAUGGACACAUCAAAAUUUUUGCUGACUUAUCAGCAGAAACAUUGCAGUACAGGAAAAAUCUGGCCCAGAUCACAGCCACCCUGCGAGAGAAGAACAUCGCCUACAGGUGGAGAUACCCGGCCAAACUACUGAUCCACCAUGAAGAAAAAAUGCACGUAAUACUUAACACAGAAAUGGGGCUCAUUAAACUCAAGGACUGGGGCAUACAAGUCACAGAGGAGAUGAAACAACACCGUCACAAAACUCCCAGAGUAACAAGAGACUGGUCAACCACCUGA
This is a messenger RNA of Pelobates cultripes (western spadefoot toad), 711 nucleotides long. The record is from the annotation of a GenBank genome assembly. NCBI's taxonomy places the organism in Eukaryota, Metazoa, Chordata, Amphibia, Anura, Pelobatidae.